Molecule: messenger RNA, 2106 nt
Organism: Aspergillus melleus
Lineage: Eukaryota; Fungi; Ascomycota; Eurotiomycetes; Eurotiales; Aspergillaceae
Exons: 1
Coding region: 419-1894 (491 amino acids)
Molecular function (GO): 1-alkyl-2-acetylglycerophosphocholine esterase activity
Source: RefSeq, a predicted model, not a curated record
CUCACUCUCAUUCUUCCCAAUAUCGAAGUAUAUAUUUGCUGGAAUCUGGGUCAAUGGGAUGUGAGCAGAAUGAUGGCAGUCAUGGUCUCGCAUGAUCUGCUCAGAAACCACAGUAUGUCCGGUAAUUAUCAAGCAGCGGGAGCCAAGAGAGUCUUGGAUCAUAUAAGCCUCUCCAUUAACCUUAUUAUCUUGGCGAUAUUGAAGCUUUGAAGGGAAACCUUGAUCGGGCUUAGCGAGCCUAAUCCAGGGGUUAGUCCAAAGAUGGCUUAGUGUAAGGCAGCAGUCACGUUAUCCACACAGGCUCCUAUCUCCGUCUUAUCUCCAUCGGGGGUCCAUCUCGGAUACGUCAUCCACCCAGACGACGGCAGUGGAAACGCAUCAUCAAUAACUUGGAGGAUCUUACGCCCUGGCCGACAAAAUGUUCCGACGACCUCGACUUCCUCCUUUCCUCCGACCUCGACUCACAUGGCGCUACUUACUUUCGUUCAUCGUCGUUCUCUACAUCACCUAUUGCCUCCUUACCGGGCAGCCGUUCCUCUCCUCCGACAUGCCCCCUUACUCAGGGCCCUACGCGGUGGGUACCGUGGAUCUUGAAGUCCCCCGACCGUCACGCCGCGCCGGCGAAGAGUACUUCCGAGAUGGCUCGCCGGCAUUCGAGAUCGAAACCGUCCUGUUCUCCCUCUUCUAUCCCGCGUCCGAAGGCGUCGACAGUACAAAACCUCGCCACCCGUGGAUCCCAAAGCCGGUCUCCCUGACGGCGGAAGGGUAUCUCUCGUUCGCGAACCUGAACAACUUCUUCCUCAACCCAAUCGCUACACUCGCUAUUUGGGGCCUCGUGGGUGGGAGAGAAAUACCGGCUGAGGUGGAUGUUCCACUUGCGUCGAGCGUGAAGGACUUGGAUCGCGAGGGCACACUCGACUUGGCGGUGGAGCCCGAAUCGAAAUUUCCGGUAUUUAUCUUCUCGCACGGAUUCGCGUCCUCGAGGACCGAUUAUACAAAUUACCUGGGGGAACUCGCGUCCCGUGGGUACGUCGUUGCAGCGGUGGAGCAUCGAGAUGGGAGCUGCCCAGGGACAAUGAUUAUGAGGACGGACGACGGAACCGAGAGGCCCCUCUACUCCUUCGGACCGAGCGAUCUCGAAGGAAUGGAGGACCUGGAUCGCGCGGAGUUCAAGCAGUUACAGCUUGAGAUGCGGCAGUUAGAGAUGGAGGAGACAUAUCAAGUACUGAUGCAAAUAAACGAGGGCAAGGGGAACGAGAUUCUUAGUGCAAAUAGUCGAAAAGAAGGCGAAGAUUUAGAAGACUGGAAAGGCCGACUUGAUCUGGAUCAGUUAACGGUGGGAGGCCAUUCGUUUGGUGCGACGCUUGCUCUGCGCACUUUGAAGGGCGCUCCGUCCGAUCUGUUUCCUGCGAAAGGGGCCAUCGUGCUGGAUCCUGGAAAGUCCAGUGGGCCGUUGAACCACGACGUUGAUGUACCGACAUUGGUUGUACAUUCCGACUCUUGGUCCCGAAAAGUGACCAUCUUCACCGGACGACCCCACUUUGACGUCGUCAAGGCAUUGGUUGAGGGUAUCAUCCAGCGAGGCAAAGAUGCCUGGUUCAUGACUUCUGUCGGCACAUCGCAUCCAUCAGUGACGGAUGCCCCUCUGAUUGAGCCACUGUUGCUGAGCUGGACGACAGGAGCCACGAUCGACGUCAAGGAAGGGGUUCAGCAGUAUGUCCAGACCUCCUUAGAAUUCCUAAAGUAUUUGCAGGAUUCAGAUAAGCGGGGAAUUCUGCAAGAACGGGUGAGUCAUCCUGAAUACGACCAGGACAUCCGGGAUGAAGAGAGGAGGAAAGAGCAACACCCUGAUGUCGAAAGAUACUGGCAGAUUCACGUGUCGCCGGUGCAAUGAUAGGCAUGCGAAGGACAUAUUCCUGUUCCACCGUUUGUCCUCUUGUGUUAUGACUAACGUCUGAUUAUUGCUUUAUUUUUAUGCUCAAUGUCGCCCCCUAUAGACAAAUUCAAGACCCAUUUUUCGUAAGAGAGGCGUACAUUCUUACUCCUAAGUUAUUUCUUCCAGUUCGUCCUUGUGCAAAAAAUUGGUUUGGUGAGCCUCGGUACGAA